AUGGGCAAACCGGCGAAGCCCAGCCUCGUACGCUUCGUGUUCAAAGACCUGCGUGCUCCGGACGAGGCGCAUGUUUUGGUUGCGGCGGUGGUCGAGCUCGGUUGCGGCGGUGCAGAGGCGUGUAGAAGCCGCGUGGUGUCCGCUGUUGAUGAGGGCGAGUAUUUGAAUGAUCUCUGGGCGUUGGCUCUUCAAUACAAGUCAGAACGUGACGGGUUGCGGCAUGAUCAAGAAUAUCCGGCGCGCAUUGGACAAUAUUGA
This is a messenger RNA of Morchella sextelata, 258 nucleotides long. RefSeq lists its product as uncharacterized. The transcript is spliced from 4 exons. Bases 1 to 258 code for a protein of 85 amino acids. Lineage: Eukaryota; Fungi; Ascomycota; Pezizomycetes; Pezizales; Morchellaceae. The record is from RefSeq and is a predicted model, not a curated record.